GGAGGCUUCCUUUUUUUCCCCACCAACGCCUCCCAGAAGACGCUUCUGGAGACUUCCUUCCCUUCUUCUAUCUCUUUCUCUUUCUCUCUCUCUCUCUCUUUGUCUGUGGGUGGCGGCGGUUCUGGAGGGCUUAGGAGUCGGAAAGAAAGCUGCUGAAGCGAAAGGAGUGUUUGGAUUUGCUGGAAAAUGGCUGAACAAGAGGAGGAAGGAGACGGAGGAGGAGGAGGAGGAGGAGAAGGAGAAGAGAAAGGGGAGAAGCAGAAGAAAAAGAAGCAGGGCCCUCAGCUUUUCAUGUGGGGGUUCCUUCCAGGAGCGUCAGUGGAGAGGGCGCCUCUGUUAUCCCCUUCCCUGGUUCCUUCCCCGACAUCCGGAGACGUUCUGAAGGAUGUUUGCGGUGGUGGGUGCGGAUUCGCAAUGGCGAUUUCCGAAUCGGGGAAGCUUUUCACUUGGGGUUCAACAGACGAUAUGGGUCAAAGCCAUGUGACUUCAGGAGGCCAUGUGGAAUUACCAGAGCAAUUCCAUCUUCCCACAGAUGUGCCUAUAGUGAAAGCUGCAGCAGGGUGGGCACAUUGUGCUUCAGUCACUGAAAAGGGUGAAGUCCACACUUGGGGUUGGAGAGAGUGUAUUCCAAGUGGGAACACUGUUAUAGAUUCUGCUGCUACUGGAGCAUUUAGGUUGGAAGAUGGCGAUGGACGUUUGACCUGUCAAAGUGAUGAAGGGAAUCACAGAAAGUGCUCCACUACAGAUAAUUGUGACUAUCCUCAGGCAUCUCUUCAUGCAUCCUCUGACGUUUCCCAAAAUGGUGCUGGCCAUGAAAGUAAAUCUUCUAGCAUCCACAGUGAUGUCACAGAGGGCAGUAAGCGUCGGAGAUUGUUGUAUACAAGACAAACACAGGAUGGAACAGAUGCAGCUGAAGAAGAUAUUUCAGCUCCGUUAAGCCUUGUCACAGUGUGUUUAGGAACUAAAGUUACGAUGGUUGCUACUGGUGGACGCCAUACUUUGGCUUUGUCAGACAGUGGUCAACUAUGGGGCUGGGGCUAUGGAGGGGAAGGACAGCUUGGUUUAGGGUCUCGUGUUCGAUCUGUAUCAUCUCCUCAUAUUAUCACUUGCUUUGGAGCCUCUUCCUAUCAGAAGCAAAGAUUGCAAGCAUGUUCUAUAGAAUCGAGUCACUUGGAUGAAAAAGUUUGUACAACCAAACCUUAUGGAAGUUACAUUAAGGCUAUUGCUUGUGGAGGUCGGCACAGUGCUGUUAUAACAGAUGCUGGGACAUUGCUGACGUUUGGCUGGGGACUCUAUGGGCAGUGUGGACAAGGAAGUACUGAUGAUAAACUUAGCCCCACUGUUGUAGCCUCCUUGGGUGGCAUUCCUGUAGAAGGAGUUGGUGCUGGAUUAUGGCAUACUGUCUGCAUAUCCAAGGAUGGAGAUGUUUAUGCUUUUGGAGGAAAUCAAUUUGGGCAAUUAGGGAUUGGUGAAGAUCAGGCUAUGACCUUACCGAAGUUGUUGGAGGAUGCAAUUCUUGAAAACAAGCAUGUUAAGAUUGUGUCAUGUGGUGCUCGCCAUAGUGCCAUUGUGACUGAAGAUGGAAAAGCUUUUUCUUGGGGCUGGAACAAGUAUGGGCAGCUUGGCUUGGGAGAUGCGGUGGAUCGAAAUCUUCCACUUGAAGUUCCUUUUAAGGGGUAUCUUGUAAAGAACAUCGCCUGUGGUUGGUGGCAUACAUUAGCCUUGGCGGAACACAGUGACCACAAGUGAAGUCAUUUUAUGGAAGUGAAAAACGGUUGAUUGGUCUCUCUCUUUUCUUUGAGUUUUUGCUUUCUUUUAAGUUAUCACUUUUCCUUUCCAUUUUAGGCUCAUGCUUAAGUGGGUGGUUGCUUCAGGGUGAACGUCCAUCUUCAAAUUUAGUGCUGGAGUGAUGGCCUUGCAUGGGUUGUGGGUACCGGAUGCUAA
Molecule: messenger RNA, 1944 nt
Organism: Nymphaea colorata (pocket water lily)
Lineage: Eukaryota; Viridiplantae; Streptophyta; Magnoliopsida; Nymphaeales; Nymphaeaceae
Product: ultraviolet-B receptor UVR8-like
Exons: 11
Coding region: 187-1749 (520 amino acids)
Source: RefSeq, a predicted model, not a curated record